GUCACACAGCGUACGGUCGGUAGCGAUGGCGCGCACGAAGCAGACGGCGCGGAAGUCGACGGGCGGCAAGGCGCCCCGCAAGCAGCUGGCCACCAAGGCUGCCCGCAAGAGCGCGCCGGCCACGGGCGGCGUCAAGAAGCCGCACCGCUACCGGCCCGGCACGGUGGCGCUGCGCGAGAUCCGGCGCUACCAGAAGUCCACGGAGCUGCUGAUCCGCAAGCUGCCCUUCCAGCGCCUGGUGCGCGAGAUCGCGCAGGACUUCAAGACCGACCUGCGCUUCCAGAGCUCGGCCGUCAUGGCGCUGCAGGAGGCCAGCGAGGCCUACCUGGUGGGGCUCUUCGAGGACACCAACCUGUGCGCCAUCCACGCCAAGCGCGUCACCAUCAUGCCCAAGGACAUCCAGCUGGCCCGCCGCAUCCGCGGAGAGCGCGCCUGAGUUCCCUGCCCUUCUCCUUCAAACCGAAAGGCUCUUUUAAGAGCCACCACACGGCCACUUAAAAGAGCUGUUGUCUCUGCGUUACGGUGCAGACAGGAGCAGCCUGGCCGAGCACUUUAAUUGCUCAGGGUGCAGUGGGAAUUCAGGGAUAAAUGGGGGAGUGGGAGCGUUCCGUAGUGUCCAGCCGUGCCCUCCCCUUGUGCCCCGUGUGUUUGGGUGAGGUUCACCAUUGUCUAAAGGCGCCGGGGCUGAGAGGGUGUGAGGGGCCGUGCUGUGCUGGUGCAGGCGAGAGCCGUGCCCAGAGAAGGG
This is a messenger RNA of Zonotrichia leucophrys gambelii, 745 nucleotides long. Its product is annotated as histone H3. Gene Ontology annotation, molecular function: protein heterodimerization activity; DNA binding; structural constituent of chromatin. Gene Ontology annotation, cellular component: nucleosome. The coding region runs from base 26 to 436 and encodes 136 amino acids. NCBI's taxonomy places the organism in Eukaryota, Metazoa, Chordata, Aves, Passeriformes, Passerellidae. The transcript has a single exon. The record is from RefSeq and is a predicted model, not a curated record.